CCUCACAAACAUCACGUCACUGCCGCCUACAGAGCAGCCAAUCAGAGCAGAGAACAGCUGCUCUCCAUGGUAACGGCGGACAGUUUGGGACCGAGUCGCGUUGGAGUGAAGCUGGGAGCAGACUGGUUGGACUGGGGCGUUGGAGCGACGCAGCCAUGGCAGGAACGUCCAGACACGACCGGGAGAUGGCCAUGAAGGCCAAGCAGCGGCUGCCGGAUUGCGCGGACCCCGUGGAGCGGCUGCGGCUGCAGUGCCUGACCCGCGGCUCGUCAGGGAUCAAAGGUCUGGGCAGAACCUUUAAGAUCAUGGACGACAACGAGAACCGUUCCCUGGACUUCAAGGAGUUCCUGAAAGGUUUGACCGACUACGGGCUGCUGAUCGAGAAGGACGAGGCCAGCGCCAUGUUUCAGCGCUUCGACCGAGACGGGAGUGGAACCAUCGACUUUGACGAGUUCCUCAUCACUCUGAGGCCCCCGAUGUCCAAGGCCAGGAUGGAGGUGAUCAUGCAGGCGUUCAGGAAGCUGGAUAAAACUGGAGAUGGAGUGAUCACCAUAGAGGACCUGAGGGGGGUUUACAACGCCAAGUACCACCCAAAGUACCAGAACGGGGAGUGGACGGAGGAGCAGGUCUUCAGAACGUUCCUGGACAGCUUUGAUUCUCCGUACGACAAAGAUGGAAAGGUGACCAAAGAGGAGUUUGUCAACUACUACAGCGGCGUGAGCGCCUCCAUCGACAGCGACGUCUACUUCAUCCUGAUGAUGAGGAACGCCUGGAGGCUCUGACACCUUCAUCGUUAAUAACCAUGUUCAGCUGAACGCCCGGCUGCUGUUUCUGCUCCGGAACAUUCUUUCUGCUCCGGAACAUUCUUUCUGCUCCGGAACAUUCAAUAGCAGCCGUUCUCUUUCACGUCUCACUUUAUUGAGCAUAAACAGGUUAAAUAAAGGCCGAGUGCUCCGACCUACA
Fundulus heteroclitus (mummichog) is the source of this 963-nucleotide messenger RNA. It is a transcript of the gene capslb, whose product is annotated as calcyphosine-like b. Bases 156 to 782 code for a protein of 208 amino acids. The record is from RefSeq and is a predicted model, not a curated record. NCBI's taxonomy places the organism in Eukaryota, Metazoa, Chordata, Actinopteri, Cyprinodontiformes, Fundulidae. Gene Ontology annotation, molecular function: calcium ion binding. The transcript has 5 exons.